AUGGAGAACCUCAAAAAACCAAACACACUUGAUAAAAUGGACAAAACAAACGCAUCGGAAAACAGCAACAAUGGAGAAUAUGGAAAACUUAAAUACAAAUAUGGCAUUAGGAACACCCUAGAGAAAGCGGGGUCGUCUACUUCUACUGAAAAGGCCCUUGCAUAUACCGGCAAGAACGUAGCUGUAGCUACCAACAAGACCUUACCUGACUACAAGCGAAAGCGAUCAUCUUAUGAAUAUGAUGACCAUCAUAAUAGAAAAUUGUCUCGAACCUCAACAUCACCACUCGAUAUCCAUCAUGUAAUUGGGAAAGUAUGGAAAACCACCCAUUUCUGGAUCGAAAUACGUACUCGAUGUCAAGGGAGACGGUAA
Macrosiphum euphorbiae (potato aphid) is the source of this 372-nucleotide messenger RNA. NCBI's taxonomy places the organism in Eukaryota, Metazoa, Arthropoda, Insecta, Hemiptera, Aphididae. The record is from the annotation of a GenBank genome assembly.